AUGAGAGUCUACAAAGCGUGACUCAUUGUCAGAAUCUGCACUAGUAUCUGAAGAGCCUCUCGCAGACUGCUGCUCGCUUCGGACGAGCAUGGCGGGCUGCGUCUUGCUCGCGCGCUCGAGCUCCCCGAUCUCCUCAUCGCGCUCUCGCAACACCUCUUGCAGACGCAAGACCUCCUUCUUUAAGCUUGCAACUUGGCGCUCAGAGCUCGCCGAGUUUGGAGCCUCUCCAUUUGGAGUAGAGGCCCUGGCUGGUGUUGGCAACAUCGAUCCGGAGCGCGAUAAUGACAAAGGCCGCGGACCCCCAGCCGAGUAG
Molecule: messenger RNA, 313 nt
Organism: Ceraceosorus bombacis
Lineage: Eukaryota; Fungi; Basidiomycota; Exobasidiomycetes; Ceraceosorales; Ceraceosoraceae
Source: the annotation of a GenBank genome assembly